UCAAACUGUUAAAUGUUUGUUAUCUUCCUUAUUGUGAGGAAUAUGUUCAUAUAAGGUCAUAGAAUCGAUCUGAGGGCGACUCCUGGUCGAGAUAUAACCAUCUUCUCUCCUUCUGACAUCGUUCACUGACUCGUCCGUCUGAAGAGAACUCAACAGCAACGUCUGACGACUUCUCCAACAAAGGAGAUGGCCGCCCGGAGCCGGAUCACGGUUCUGCUGCUGCUCUUCCUCCUGUCGACUGAACACAGUUUUGCUGUGACCGAGGAUGAACUCACACCGCUGGUAGACGAACUCUUGAGCAAGUACCGUUUUAAUGGUAUGUUCAGUCUGGCCGUGAGUAUCCCGCUGAACCAGAACCAGAACCAGAACCAGAACCAGAACAAGAACCAGGGCGCUAACCGAGACCUCGAGGAGGUCCUUGGUAAUAACACUGCUGCCAACGUGGAGAACAAGAUCAACAAGGGUGAAGUGUACGUUGGCAGCAGGAUGGUUGCAGCCAAGUCUCUGAAGCGGGGAAAUGUUGUUGAUCAUGCAGAGUCACGCGUUGUGGACGAAUUGUCUCAGUUGUACGACAGUCCUCAAUUCAAUCCGGAUGAUUUGUUGCUUUUCUAUGUUUAUGCCUCCCCAUGUGAUCACAAAUGUACAAAUUCUAAUCACCAGGGAAACAUCCUUAGCAAGAUAAGCAACAUACGGCGUUGGAAUAAUUGGGCAGUUGUGUUUUCUAAAAUGUUCAAGCCCAGUGAUGGUUCGGCGAACACAGACAAAAAGAUCUCUGAAGCCCUCAUUAAAGCCCGCAGGGAAUCCCUUAAUCAACUUGCAAUGUCCAAGGGUGAGCCAGGUUCAAUUGGUCUAGAAAACAUCUUCUGCUGCGACUAUGAAAAUCAUCAGAUGAAGUGCGUCAGCUGCUCAAGUGACGGUCAGGUGGCAGAGAAAUGUGUGUCAUACGAUCCUCCCUCUGCUAGGGCAAUGAUUUAUUACACCAGGCGUCAGAGACAAUGUGUCGACAGGUGUCAGUACUUUGAGUCAGGGAGUUACUUCUGGUGCCAUGAUGAAGAUGGCUGGGAGUACUGCUCACCUCUGCCAGACCACACCUACAAGAAUGAGGCUUGUCGCUCCGAUCACAAGUGUGGAAGCUAUGGUGAGAGUUACACCUGGUGCUACACAACAUCCAACAACGACUGGGAUUACUGUGGAGUGAUCAGUCCUGGAGAGUGUGUGUUUUCCCAGACGUCCCGCGCCAAACGACAAGUUAAUAUUCCAACAUGGUUCUGUAGAAGAGUAGAUGCCAACAGGAGAGUGACCAUUUUCGGACAUGAAGGAGAUUCUAGAAAGUUCGCUCAAACCAACAGAGAUUUACGCAGAGAAGCCGACGAGUUAAUCAACCGAUGGAACAACCAGGGCUUGAAUAACCAGCCCGGGCAGAGGACGUUGAUAGAGUCGGCAAAUCUUCGCAUUGACAAACAGGGAAUGGUCAACAGGAACAAUCAGCCGUAUUACAACCUGCAAAUCCAGAUCAACGGACCACGCCGUCCUGGACACAGCACCACUGUGUCAGUGAUCAUAGUUCCUGUUGACACGCCAGCUGAAUACAUGCGUUUUGCCUUCAGGGAGAGUUUACGGCGUCGGCUCCGUGUGGUGUUGGAACCAUCCAACGCCGCAAACACCCUGCCGCUUUGUAAUUUCUAA
Messenger RNA from Limanda limanda (common dab), 1686 nucleotides. RefSeq lists its product as uncharacterized. Lineage: Eukaryota; Metazoa; Chordata; Actinopteri; Pleuronectiformes; Pleuronectidae. The coding region runs from base 187 to 1686 and encodes 499 amino acids. The record is from RefSeq and is a predicted model, not a curated record. The transcript has 3 exons.